This is a messenger RNA of Bacidia gigantensis, 747 nucleotides long. RefSeq lists its product as uncharacterized. The transcript has a single exon. The record is from RefSeq and is a predicted model, not a curated record. Gene Ontology annotation, cellular component: membrane. Lineage: Eukaryota; Fungi; Ascomycota; Lecanoromycetes; Lecanorales; Ramalinaceae. The coding region runs from base 1 to 747 and encodes 248 amino acids. Gene Ontology annotation, molecular function: oxidoreductase activity.
AUGAGUCCAGCACGCACCAUUCUCAUCACGGGAGCGAACCGUGGAAUCGGCUUUUCCAUCCUCCAAGCUCUCGCAACUCGAUCGCCUUCCGACUGCUAUCUCCUCGGCUGCCGCAAGGCAGAAGACGGUGAGGCAGCGAUAUCGCAAUUUCGGAACCUAGGGAUAACAGCCGAAAUCCAUGUCGUCGUCCUCGAUGUAUCCAACGAGUCCAGCAUUAAAGCCGCAGAACAGAUCAUCCGCACCACCUACCAAAAUCUGGAUGUCAUGAUCAACAACGCCGGCAUCGCCCUCCUCGAAGCACCAGACCACUCCAACAUCCCCGAAAUCUACGCAGCGACCUUCCAGACCAACGUCACUGGAGUUGCGCUCAUGAUGUCAACUUUCCUGCCACUUUUGAAAGCCACGUCCACUGAUCCACGUAUCAUCAACGUCUCUUCAGCCCGUGGGUCUCUUUACCUUGCCAGUAGUGGAAAACUCCCACCGAGCACGACAAGGUCAUACUGCGUGAGUAAGGCGGCACUGAAUAUGCUGACAGUCGAGUAUGCGAGAGCGGAGCCUGAGGUGAAGAUAUGUGCUGCGGAGCCGGGAUCUUGUAAGACUGCUUUCAACGGAUUCAGGGGGCAGAAGGAUCCGUUGGAUGGUGCGAAAGUGGUUGUGGAGUUAGCUCUGGCAGACAAAAGAAAGUAUGUGGGCGGAUUUUGGGGGAUGAAUACGGAGGAUAAGGAGGCUCAGGAGGUGCCCUGGUAG